Messenger RNA from Aspergillus ibericus CBS 121593, 1994 nucleotides. RefSeq lists its product as uncharacterized. The record is from RefSeq and is a predicted model, not a curated record. Gene Ontology annotation, cellular component: cytoplasm. The transcript has a single exon. Gene Ontology annotation, biological process: dephosphorylation; L-serine biosynthetic process. The coding region runs from base 24 to 1994 and encodes 656 amino acids. Gene Ontology annotation, molecular function: magnesium ion binding. Lineage: Eukaryota; Fungi; Ascomycota; Eurotiomycetes; Eurotiales; Aspergillaceae.
ACCAUAACCAUACAUGCACCAAAAUGAAUCAAUCCAAACCAACAAUCAUCGGAAUCUACGGCAUCCCCGGAUCCGGAAAAACAACCCUACUAUCCCAACUCAAGAACCAGCUGAACCCCGAAUCCUUCUCCUUCUAUGAUGGUUCCAGUGUCCUCGACUCGCUCGUUCCUGGCGACCUCCCUGCCUUCCAAUCCCUCUCAUUUUCCGAGAAGACAACCUGGCAAGAAAAAGCCAUCACAUCUAUAAAAAGUGAAUGUACUGCCUCCGGACAGACCGGGAUCGUCACCGGGCAUUACAUUUUCUGGGACGAUAUCGAUCAGGAAAAGGAGACGGUCCUGACGGAAUGUGUUCUCAGCGUGUAUACCCAUAUUCUGUAUCUGAAUAUCCGUGCAGAGGUGGUUUAUUCUCGUCGGGAGAGGGAUACUGAGCGCCAGCGCGCACGGAUUUCCAUCUCGGAGUUGGGGCGGUGGAUGGAGGAGGAAAUGUCCGAGUUGACGGGGGUGUGUUUGAGUCGCGGGAUUUUGUUUGUGAGGUUGAUGCCGUUGUGUCUUGAGAGGAUUGCUGCGCUGGUGGAGGAUUUUAGGCGGCAUGAUGAGGUGAAUAAUGAUGGGGUAGUGGGGAGGUGUAUUGAUGGGGUGGUUUCUCCGGCAGGUAUGGGUCUGGAGAAGGUGCUUGUGUUUGAUGCGGAUCGGACCCUGGCGGCGAUUGAUACGGGGAAGAGGUUCUGGGAGCAUGUACCUGGGGCUGGAUGGGGGAUGUUGCAAUGGGUGUUUGGCAGUCAGCUGGGAUAUUCGUAUGCUGCGUUCCGUCAGGUGGUUUUGCUGUAUGAGCAGGAUGUUGAGGAUGAACAGUAUGAAGAGAUCUGUGGUCUGGUUGCAGCAGAGGUGAUGUUGUAUCCCGAGGUUGCAGGUCUGCUGCGUCGGGUCUUGGAGCAUGCUCAUAUUGGCGUUGUUGUGGUGACGUGUGGCUUGCGGCGGGUGUGGGAAAAGGUCCUGGAGCGAGAGGGCCUCUGGGAUAGGGCCAAGGUGAUUGGUAGUGGGAGGAUCUCGGAUGGCUAUGUGGUGACUCCCCGGGUCAAAGGUGCCUUGGUGGAGCGCCUGAAGAGCCGUGGUCUGAAGGUCUGGGCGUUUGGGGACAGUCCGGUUGAUAUGGAGAUGCUUCGCUGUGCUGAUCGUGCCGUUGUGAUUGUUGGUGAUGACGGUAUCAGAAGUAGCACUAUGAAUACCGUGCUCGAGACUGAGAUUGAUCACGGCUUCCAGGCUGUCCAGGUGUUGCUUCCGGAGUCGGUAUCUCCACGCCUUGAUAUCGCAGUCCUUCCGGUUAUUACAUUGGAUGACCCGAACUUCCUGGGACCAAUCCUCGCAUCUAACUUUCACCUCGUCCACGCCACUCACAAAGGAGCAGCAAAGCUGCUGCAGACUCCCAUGCGGGAUGCUGGGAUAGAAGGUCCGGCUUUGCGCAAAGCUCACAGACGAGCAGGGUUCUACCUGGCAGCCGAGUAUCUCACGGACCUGGUUGGCCUGGAAGCCUGCGCUAUCGCUCACGUCCAAGGAAACACGACUAUUGGCCAUCAACUAGCCGACGAAGCAAGCACUGUCAUCAUCGCCUUGAUGCGCGGUGGCAAGCCCAUGGCGUUUGGUGUCAACGACGCUUUCCCAAAGGCCAGCUUCCUCCACGCAGCUGAGGUCGAAGACGUGAAGCUGCAUCAUGUGCAGGGGAAAGCGAAUGUCAUGCUUGUUGACUCGGUUGUCAAUAAUGGGACAACCGUUAUUGAGUUCGUCAAACAUAUUCGCAGCUUGAAGAAAGAUAUUCGGAUUGCGGUUGUUGCGGGGGUUGUACAGGUCAAGGCGGUUGCUAAGAAUGGCCCGUUAAGGGCUCUGGCGAGAAAUGGUGGCUUGACGGUGGUUGCUUUGCGGUUGUCGGAGAACAAAUACACCGGAACCAAGGGCACAGAUACUGGGAACCGGUUGUUCAAUACGGUGGACCUUGCUUGA